Durio zibethinus is the source of this 2291-nucleotide messenger RNA. NCBI's taxonomy places the organism in Eukaryota, Viridiplantae, Streptophyta, Magnoliopsida, Malvales, Malvaceae. The record is from RefSeq and is a predicted model, not a curated record.
GUUAAUUAUACUAUACCAACCAAACAAUUAAGAUUCGAUUCUAUUAUAAUUGCAACGAGGAAAAAGCUAUUUAUAAACCCAAUUAAAAUAUUCCUGGUCUCAAGUCUGAACAGCACUGCAAAGCAAAACCACGAGGAACUUAGUGAGUUUCCAAAAAGGUACCAUUGUUUUCAACGUCCAGGCCCAGCGGAUUUUUUGCUCUUUCUCCAUUGCAACUUCUUACUAUUAAAUCCUUAUACUAUACCAUCCAAACAAUUAACAAUUAAGAUCCCAUCCUAUUAUAAGUGCGACGAGGAAAAAGCUAUGUAUUAAACCACACACAAUAUUCCUGGUCUCAAGUCUCAACAUCACUGCAAAGCAAAACCAUGUCUGCAAAUAUGUCAUUCAUAUGCGCUUUUCUUGUCAUCUUCAUCCAAUUUUUUCUUCCGUUUGCUUAUUCAGUGUCUUUUAACUUCACUAGUUUCGAUGCUACUGUUACUAACAUACUUUAUGAAGGUGAGGCCCAUCCUUCACUUGGAGCUAUCGAGCUCACCAUCGUUGAUGUUGGAUGCCGUGUUGGUCGGGCUGUGUACUCGAAGCCUAUCCGCCUAUGGGACGCCUCUACCAUGACAGUAGCAGACUUCACUACCCAAUACUCAUUCAUCAUCGAUACUAAAAAUGCAACUAAGUAUGGUCAUGGUUUUGCCUUUUUCCUCGCUCCUGUCGACUAUCAAAUACCACCUAAUUCAGCCGGUGGAUACCUUGGGUUAUUGAAUAGCACCACCACUGCUGCCACGUCCCAAAAUCACAUUAUUUCUGUUGAGUUUGACAGCUAUAUUAAUGAAGGUUGGGAUCCACCAACACAGCAUGUUGGGAUCAAUAACAACUCAAUGUCAUCAGCUGCCUAUGCCCCAUGGGAUGCUGGCUCAAAUAGCGGAAAAGUGGCUAAUGUCUGGAUUACUUACAAUGCCACUACCAAAAACCUGAGUGUGUUCUGGACUUAUGACGAACACCCUGUUUUUAUGGGCAACUCUUCUGUUUCUUAUCAGAUUGAUCUAACGAAAACUCUCCCAGAGUGGGUUAAAAUUGGAUUUUCAGCAAGUACAGGCGAUAAGAAGGAGUAUAACAAGAUUAAAUCAUGGGAAUUCACUUCAAAUUUGGAAACCAAGCAAGGAAAGCAUAGUAAAAAGAAGAGCAAAAGGAGAUAUGUGAUUCUGCUUGUUUCAGUUUGUUCAAUCGUCGCUUUAAUGCUUGGCCUAGUUACAGGUUGGUUGCUGCUGAAAAAGAAGAAAGGCAAUAGUGUAAAAGAGAAUGGUUAUGCAAAUGGAACUCAUCUUGAGGGAGGAGGUUUACCAAAAAGAUUUUCAUACCAAGAACUAUUUACAGCUACCAAUGGAUUUGCAGAUGAUAGAAGGUUGGGCAAAGGAGGAUCUGCACAUGUUUAUAAAGGAGAAUUAGAUGAUCAACGCUUAGUUGCUGUAAAAAGAAUAUUCGCUGAAUCCGAGAGUUUUUUCAUCAACGAACUGAACAUAAUAUGCCGUUUAAUACAUCGAAACUUGGUAAAGUUCAUUGGAUGGUGCCAUGAUCAAAACCAAUUGUUACUUGUUUAUGAAUACAUGCCAAAUGGCUGCCUUGAGAGUCAUCUUCAUGGUAAUAAACCGACACUCCCUUGGGAUGUUAGGUAUAAGAUAGCUAUGGGUUUGGCCUCAGCCCUUUACUAUCUUCAUGAAGGUGCAGAGCAGUGCGUGCUACAUAGAGAUAUCAAAUCAGCUAAUGUCUUGCUAGACACAGAUUUCACUACCAAGCUUGGUGAUUUUGGAGUUUCGAAACUCGUGGACCCGGAAUUGAGGACUCAAACAACAAUGAUUGUCGGAACAACUGGAUACAUAGCACCAGAAUAUUUGCAAGAAGGAAGAGCUCGCAGAGAAACAGACAUGUAUAGCUUUGGGAUUGUGGCCUUGGAAAUUGCCUGUGGGAGAAAGCCUAAUCGAAAUGGUGCACUUCUUAGGUUGGUGUGGCAUUUAUACAUUGCUGGCUAUAUUCUUGAUGCUGCUGAUGGAAGGUUAGAAAAUUUUGAUGAAAAUGAAAUGCAAUGCUUGUUGACGGUGGGAUUGUGGUGUACUAAUCCUAAUGACAGGGAAAGGCCUAAUGCAGGACAAGUUCUUAAAGUUCUUCAGGGAGAAGCACCUUUGCCAGAACUUCCACUAGAUAUGCAUGAUCAUCCAGCUCCUUUACCUCCAUUACAAAUUGACCCCUCAGGCUCAGGUCCUGGUUCACAGAAUAUGGAUGAAUGGAGUAUUAAUUCAAGAUGA